Molecule: messenger RNA, 831 nt
Organism: Truncatella angustata
Lineage: Eukaryota; Fungi; Ascomycota; Sordariomycetes; Amphisphaeriales; Sporocadaceae
Exons: 3
Coding region: 1-831 (276 amino acids)
Source: RefSeq, a predicted model, not a curated record
AUGCGACUUGUACCGAACCGGCAAAUGAGCAUAACUCACCAUUCACAGAAGCAAGAAGAAGUAGUGAGGUGGAGGGAAAAGAAAAACUUGCUGCAAGGAGAAAAUUCUCUCCAAUUUGUAGACAGCACCACAAAGCCACGAUUAUACAGUAUCUUCCGUCUCUUCGUCGCACUAAUGGCUGCUUUGAGACGGUCUAAAAGACUGUCAGAGAAAGGCGAUACGUCAGAAAUAUUCUCUUCACAAGCUGUUCGACGCCGAUUUUCCUCACAAAAGAAGCAGAGAGGGUCAACGAAAAAAGUUUCAUGCGUCGACUAUCCCAAAGCCACAUCGGCCACACCAUUGGUGGACCCCAAAUCAGGACGGCACCAAUCCACCUCAGCAAAUACACGAGCCGUCCCGAGAUACCCAGCGACGUCCCUAGCUUCUAGAAAUCAAGGCAACUGGGAUCGCAGAUUAGAAGAUACAAUACAUGUUGUGGUGACUAGCCCGGAAUUACGCGAUGCAAAAGCGAAAGACGAGAUCUACAUGCGGAGUGAAGCAUUAAGCGGCAAUGAGCUCAGCUUGGUCAAAACGUUUCAGAGUUUUGCGUAUGAAGAUCCCCUACAUGAUAAUGGUGAUCAUGAUGAUGAGGUCACAGAGGGGCUGCUGCUGGCGGAUAAGCAUAAUGGACUGGAUAUCUUCGUUCCGGGUCAAGUUACUGUUCUGCAACGGCGACUCGCGGGUAUGCUUGUCCUCCUGAGUGGAUGUAGCCGUUCUUUGCUGGGAUUAAGCAGCCUUCUUGAUUUGUUCAAAGAUAGCAUAGCAACAGGAAAAAUGCAUAUGAAGGAAUGA